Lethenteron reissneri (Far Eastern brook lamprey) is the source of this 1254-nucleotide messenger RNA. RefSeq lists its product as uncharacterized. Lineage: Eukaryota; Metazoa; Chordata; Hyperoartia; Petromyzontiformes; Petromyzontidae. Gene Ontology annotation, molecular function: RNA binding; protein binding. The record is from RefSeq and is a predicted model, not a curated record.
AUGUGUAGCUAUGAAGCAAAUCAUAAUGCAGCAGAUCUUUUACAGGAAGAGGAAAAUGCAAAAACGAAGACUGAGACUAAACAGAAGAGGCGGAGGGAGAGAAAGCGGCAAGAGAGAGGAAGGAAAGAGCGGCACGAGAAGCCGGAAGACGACGACGGAGAGGCUCCCGCCAGCGCUGGACCCCAGGAACCACGUCCUGACACGUUUGCUCGACGCAGCAUAAAGAUUGCAAUACAAGGUAAUCGCUUGGUCAGAACACAGAGUUAUGCAGAAGCCAUUGACAAGUUUACCGAAGCAAUUAGCUUAUGUCCGCGAGAUCAUCGAUUUUAUGGAAAUCGGUCAUUUUGUUUGGAACAUCUUGGAUUGUACACUGAUGCCUUGUUCGAUGCGGAGAUCGCUAUAUAUCUAAACCCAACAUGGCCCCGGGGAUACUUCAGACAAGCGCGGGCUUGCAUUGGACUGAAGCGUUACAGAGAGGCAGAAAGUGCGUUAUGUCAGCUGAUUUCUUUAAAUGUGUCUUCUGAAGAAGCAAAACAAGAGCUUAGGAAAGUGCGAACACUUCUCCUUGUGGAGAUGGGCUUUCCACAGCAGCAGUCGGAGGCUGCAAUCUUGGAGUACGACACGGUGUACGCCGCUUCAGAAGCACUGCUUCGAAACACAGGUUCCUUGUCAACAUCCGGUGUGGGCAACGUGGGGAUACAGAAUGAUAAACCACCAAGUCCUCAGCCUACUGUAGAUGUCGCCGCACAGAGGAGCCAAGACUCACGUGGUGCUUUGGGCAAUUCUCCAGUGCCUCCACCACCUUCAUUUGGACAGAUCCACAGCAUCCGAAUACUGGUGGACAGGAAGUGUGCGUUUGUCAACUACACGGACAAGGAGGCCGCUGAGAGAGCUCUCUGGUCCCUGCAGGGACGCAGAGUAGCAGACACCAAUCUGCUCAUCGACUUCCAGAGUGUCUCCGCAAAGACCAUCGCAGCCGCCUUUCAGCAGCCUUCAGCAGUUCCGCCAGAACACGAUGAGUUUACCGGUCUGUCUCCUUGAAUGGACUUCAAACCCACCCUGGUCACAGGGCCACUGUGUUGUUCCACAAUAUAGUUUUUGCAUUUAAUAAACCGGCAUUAUGAAGCGUUCUGACUUCGUGUUUGGAGCUGUUAAUGACGUGAAGGUGGCAAACGUUUUUCAUGUCGGCACCGGCCUUUGAAAGACGUGUAGCAAUUUGACCACUUGCUGUAAAACCACCCACGUGGAUAAGAC